Molecule: messenger RNA, 1999 nt
Organism: Exophiala xenobiotica
Lineage: Eukaryota; Fungi; Ascomycota; Eurotiomycetes; Chaetothyriales; Herpotrichiellaceae
Exons: 3
Coding region: 246-1379 (377 amino acids)
Molecular function (GO): FAD binding; D-amino-acid oxidase activity
Source: RefSeq, a predicted model, not a curated record
UCCACGACUUCUUAUCAAUCCAAGAAUCCAGUCAAAAGCUCCCUCAGCGGACAACAUUGGGAGGGACGCGCAUUGUGUCUCCUUACCAUCGUAGCAUAAUGCAGACAUAGAAAGCAAAGCUUCACCAUUGCAGCACAUGUUUUCGAACCAAGAGCUGGAACUCAACUACUUUUCGCAACACUACUCGACGGUAAAUCUAUUGACGGGCUAGAUUGUCCACUUCAUUUCAUUGCGAAUCUCCUACAAUGUCCGCUUCACCCUCUGAGAUCGUGGUGCUAGGCGCAGGUGUCGCCGGACUGACCACGGCAUUCGAGGCUCGACAGCAAUUCCCUGCAGCGCACAUCACCGUGGUCGCAAAGUAUCUUCCUGGAUUCACCUCUCCGACGGAAUAUGUGUCGCCGUGGGCUGGCGCGAACUGGCAUUCCUUUGAAAAGGAACGCAAUCAGUUUGCGGAAUACGAUGCUGUCUCGUUCGCCAAGUUCAUCCAGAUCGCCGCCAAAACACCAGAAAGCGGCGUGAAGAGCCUGCCGAUGCGCGUGGUCUACGACCACGAAGAAGCACGGCAGAAGCCACUAUGGUACGGCGACGUGGUCGGCGGGAUUAAAGAAGCCCCCAAACAUGUGCUUCCCGCCGGCGCCGUCAUGGCCUUGGACAUGGACAGCUUCAUGAUCAACACGGUCGCGUAUCUUCAAUGGCUGCAAACACAACUCCUCAAGGCAAACGUCAAAUUCAUAAGGAGAACGUGCAACCACAUCCAAACGCUCAUGCAAGAUUUCCCGAACGCCAAGGUGUUCUUCAACUGCACGGGUCUCGGCGCUCGCCAUCUCGGCGGCGUCGAAGACGAGGCAGUCUAUCCGACCAAGGGUCAGACAAUCCUCAUCGCCGAGCCCAAGAAGCCCCUAGAACGCAUGUACAUUUCUUCCUCCGCGGCCUGGCCGGCGGGUGAGUUCGCGCACGUUUUUCCACGACCCCUCGGCGGCGGCGUCAUCAUCGGCGGCGUCCGUCGCGACAACGACUGGACCGCCGAACCAGACAUGGAACUGGCGGAACGGAUCAAACAGAGAUGUUGCGCCCUGGCCCCGGAGUUGGGCAAGCCAGAGGAACUGCAAAUCUUAAGCCACAAUGUCGGCUUGCGACGUAAGUACACACCUACAAUUUGCACCAUCAUUCGCAGAAUUGCAGGCAAUCGCAUUUUUUGCAGGAUGCUGACACGUAAGCCACGGCCCAGCGAGCAGGAAAGGCGGCGCCCGAGUCGAGUUGGAGAAGCGCAAUGGGAAUUUCCUCAUCCACAACUACGGCGCAUCAGGCGCUGGAUAUCAGUCUUCAUGGGGCAUGGCCGCACAUGCUGUAGACUUGGUGAAGAACCAGUUGACAGCUAGAUCUAAGCUAUGAAUAUGAACAGAAGUACUAGUACUUUUGCUCGAACCUGCGGACAUGGGGAAAUGAAUGCUCGUGGGCACGCCACCAGUGAGCCUGCCACUUCCGGCCUGCAUGGACUAUGUUAUGCAAAACUUCGAGCUAUGAACGGAAGCAGCUUGCUCAAGCUUGGGCGCAUGGGAGCUUGUUCCGUGGUCAUCCAUUUAGACACAUUACGCUUUUCUCCCUGCGUGGACCGUCACACGAAACGCGGACUCAAUAAGCUAUCAAGCCUACAGAAGAUUCAGUAUUUUCCAACUCCGAAGCUCGAAUGAGAGGAAGCUGCCAUGAUCCCGUUGAACAUGAAUCAGAGGUCAAGAAGCUAGGUAGGAAAAGUCGAAGUUGCAACUUCACAAGAAGACUUCAACUGGCCUUCAGUUUCUUACCCAUCACUAUAUUAACCUGCUGAAUAUCAACGAAUUUGGAUUCUGAUACCGAUUGAUACAACACUUCCAGCCCUCGCUUGGCCCAUUCAGACUUACAAGUCCUUGUCUCCACUGAACCCUUUCCUACCCUCACCCACUUGAACAGUUUCGACCUCCUCACCACUCAAUGACCGUGUCUCGGCCGGCCCAAACGUCCC